UAAAGGGCCGGCCCGAGCUGCAGAGCAUCCCUGCAGAGGUUGCUCACACAGCCCAGGAGCUCCCACAGCCUCUGCCCUCAGGUACCAUGAAGGUCUCCGCCACCGCCCUGGCCGUCCUCCUCGCCGUUGCCGCCUUGUGCGCUCCCGCGUCCGCCUCGCCGUACGCCUCCGACACCACUCCCUGCUGCUUCGCCUACAUCUCCCGCCCGGUGCCGCGGGCGCACCUGCAGGAGUAUUUCUACACCAGCAGCAAGUGCUCCAUGCCAGCGGUCGUCCUGAUCACCCGGAAGAAGCGCCAGGUGUGCGCCGACCCCGAGAAGAAGUGGGUGCGGGAGUACAUCAACACCCUUGAGAUGAGCUAGGGCGGAGCGCGCCUCGAAGCUGAACCUGCGCGACCUUUCUUAUUGCUUCUUGCUCUCGUCCUCACCAGCUUAGGAGGCUCCUCCCCAGUCCCCUGCUCCCACCCCUCCCUGCAGGGCCCACACUCCGCCGCACAGCAGCCGCCGUAAAGGCGUCCCGCACCUGAAGCCUCCGCACAGGAAAUCUCCGGACUCUGAGCUUCAGGGCCCUCGGCUCUGCAAUGAGGAAGGAAGACAGCGCGCCUCUGGAGGCGAAGAAGGGUGAAAAACGGGGCUUCUGUGCAAAUAUCCCACGGCCACAGCGCUCACCUCGGCCCCUCACUGGGAUAGGCUGAUUGGCAAAAGUGACAAACUGUCUUUCCAUUAAAGUUAUCGAGGCAAUAACAAA
Molecule: messenger RNA, 747 nt
Organism: Phyllostomus hastatus (greater spear-nosed bat)
Lineage: Eukaryota; Metazoa; Chordata; Mammalia; Chiroptera; Phyllostomidae
Gene: CCL5
Product: C-C motif chemokine ligand 5
Exons: 3
Coding region: 87-362 (91 amino acids)
Biological process (GO): chemokine-mediated signaling pathway; neutrophil chemotaxis; cellular response to type II interferon
Cellular component (GO): extracellular region
Molecular function (GO): CCR chemokine receptor binding; chemokine activity
Source: RefSeq, a predicted model, not a curated record